AUGGAGAAGUACUUUGAGCUCCACAACAUGUCUAACGUAACUAAGGCAGUAUGGGCUGCUUAUCUGCUUACUGGAGAAGCUACGACAUUAUGGGAUAAUGAGAAAUCUAAAAGGAAGUUGCAACCUGGAGAUGGAAAGGUGCAUUACUUAGGUCAUGUUAUAACCGUUGAAGGAAUUUCAGUUGAUCCGGCAAAGAUAGAAGCAAUAGUGGAUUGGCCAACACCUCAGAAUGUUUUAGAGAUCCAAAGUUUUAUGGGUCUUGCAGGAUAUUACAAGAAGUAUGUGGAAGGAUUUUCUAGGAUAGCAACACCUAUUACUUCACUUCAAAAGAAGGAGAAAAUAUUUGAGUGGACUAAGAAGUGUGAAGAUUCAUUUCAGCUCCUGAAGCAGAAAUUGACAACAGCACCAGUCUUGACUAUACUCGAUCCCAAUGGACACUUAAUAGUGAUUAGAGACGCCUCUGGUGAAAUUGUGUGA
Cryptomeria japonica (Japanese cedar) is the source of this 477-nucleotide messenger RNA. RefSeq lists its product as uncharacterized. The transcript is spliced from 2 exons. Bases 1 to 477 code for a protein of 158 amino acids. The record is from RefSeq and is a predicted model, not a curated record. NCBI's taxonomy places the organism in Eukaryota, Viridiplantae, Streptophyta, Pinopsida, Cupressales, Cupressaceae.